CAGCUUCAUGCAGUGAGAGGAGAAGGGUAGAUGUGUAUGAGCGUCAGGGACUGGUCUCACACACACACACACACACACACACACACACACACACACACACACACACACACACACACAGCAGAAUAGUGAAGACAGCUGGCAGUGUGUAAGAUGCGUUAUGGCGUCACAGGGCUCAUGGCAGGGAUAAGCAGAGAAGCUUAACACAGCCAGGAAAGAGAGCGCUGCAGAUGAGGAACAAUGACGGAGCGCUAUGACUGUCACUACUGUAAGGAGUCCCUGUUUGGGAAAAAAUAUGUACUGCGGGAGGAGAACCCUUACUGUGUAAAGUGCUACGAGAGCCUGUACUCCAACACCUGUGAGGAGUGCAAGAAGCCUAUUGGGUGUAACAGCAGGGACCUGUCGUAUAAGGACCGCCACUGGCAUGAGGACUGUUUCCACUGCUUCCAGUGUAAUCGCUCGCUGGUGGACAAACCGUUUUCUACCAAGGAUGAGCAGCUCCUGUGUACUGAGUGCUACUCCAACGAGUACUCCUCCAAGUGCCAUGAUUGCAAGAAGACGAUCAUGCCUGGCUCCAGGAAGAUGGAGCAUAAGGGCAACAGCUGGCAUGAGACCUGCUUCACCUGUAAGCGCUGCCAGCAACCCAUUGGUACAAAGAGCUUCAUCCCCAAGGACAACAACAACUAUUGUGUGCCCUGCUAUGAGAAGCAGUUUGCGAUGCAGUGUGUGCACUGCAAGAAGCCCAUAACCACUGGAGGCGUGACCUACCAUGAUCAGCCGUGGCACAAGGACUGCUUCCUGUGCACCGGCUGCAAGCAGCAGCUCUCGGGUCAGCGCUUCACGUCUCGUGAUGACUUUGCCUACUGUCUCAACUGCUUCUGUAACUUGUAUGCCAAGAAGUGUGCCUCAUGCACUUCUCCCAUCAGUGGACUUGGAGGGAGCAAGUACAUCUCUUUCGAGGAGCGCCAAUGGCACAACGACUGUUUCAACUGCAAGAAGUGUUCUGUGUCCCUUGUGGGCCGAGGCUUCCUGACUGAGAGAGAUGACAUCCUGUGCCCCGAAUGUGGCAAAGACAUUUAAGAAUUCACCCAAAGCAAAGAAAAAAGCAUGGCUGCAUGGAAGAAUUGUGAUAGGUCUAUAUAAAGCUUAGUCAUAGCUAUAGAUUUUAGCACCACUGAUUAUAAAGGUGCACUAUUUUAGAACAGGCAAGUGAACUUUAACCUCAAUAACGGCUUUAGCACUCAAGUUAAGAAUACAAUAGGUGUCAUGAGCUAUAUUUUGCCUAGAUGUUGAUUGCAAUUAUGGCAUGAGCAAGAUGAGUUACAAAAUAAUAAUAAUAAAAAAGCCACAAAAAUAUUAACCCACUAACCAGUUUAUAAAGACAUCUUUUAGCGAGUCUUUACGAAUACAACACUUUCUAUAUCAGAACUAAUACUAUUUUAACUAAUACUGUGCAAUAAAUCAAAUUAUGUGCAGUAAAAUUCCACCUGGAAUUAUAUCUGUGAGGAUUUCUCAAUAAUGUGUGUGCGUAUCAAAAUGAUCUAUGUAUCUAAAGAUACGUAAUAAAAUCCUUAAAUUCUAAGAAAUGGUUCUGGUGUUCCAUUCUGAAAAAAUAAAUCAAUCAAUUCCAAAUCACAUUUCAUCAAUAUUUCACUUAGGAACUUAUACAAUUGAUUAAAAUACCUUUCUAUUGUUUAAAUGAUCAUUAAAACAUUUGACCCUACUUAAAAGAAGUCAACUGUUUUAAUAAUUAAAAGAGCAAGAGCCCCAUCUAGAGGUCGAUGUGGGAAGCACUGGACUGGCAAAAAAAAAAAAAUAGAAAAA
Messenger RNA from Silurus meridionalis, 1821 nucleotides. It is a transcript of the gene fhl2a, whose product is annotated as four and a half LIM domains 2a. The coding region runs from base 238 to 1077 and encodes 279 amino acids. Gene Ontology annotation, molecular function: transcription coregulator activity. The record is from RefSeq and is a predicted model, not a curated record. The transcript is spliced from 6 exons. Gene Ontology annotation, cellular component: nucleus; Z disc. NCBI's taxonomy places the organism in Eukaryota, Metazoa, Chordata, Actinopteri, Siluriformes, Siluridae.